AAAUAAUCUAUACAUAUUAUCUAUACAAUAUUCACUAGAGUAAAAAAGUGUGACAACUAGCCCCGAUCUCCUCUUUGUUACGUCACAGGUGAGUAUAUCGUGGGCGCGGCCUCGAGCGCUCACACCUGAAUUUCACAACCGAUGUUAUUUGACGUUAUCCACAGUGCACGAGCGACAAGGGGAAAGCGAGUUUACUUUAAAACAGUUUAUUAUUAUUAUUAUUAUUAUUAUUUUGUAAAUAAGACGUUUCCACAUAUUCCAUGUAACAUGUUUGUCUUUUAGCUUGCGCAUACAUUUUGAGAAUUAUGUGAAUGACUCGAAAUUCAUCAUAAACUACAUCACCAGGAAAACGUGUUUAUGGCUUCCUGUCUGUGUCGAUACCGCCGGCAGAUCUUGUUCUUCUGUUCGCCGUGCAUAUUGCUGCUCCCAGUCUACAUAUAUGUCUCAAUUGCUUUGUCCUAUGUCAUGAAGCAUGGGGCACCUGGUGCACAUGUUGUUCAUUCUGUGCUGCCGACACAUUUCACUGCCAGCGGUCUCAAACACUCCAGAGAUCUGGCUCCUCAUCCUGUCAAACCCUUCUGGAGAAACGAGCCAGAUAGUAGCGCUCUGUGGAACAUCAUCCAGUUCAAGACGGAUCUCCAGUAUAACCCUAUCCUAAAGCCUCAUCUGGCUGCAAAAACAUCCAGUGUUUCUUACAACACAGAAACAUCCAGAAGGACUGGGGUUGAAUGUUCUCCAAAUUAUGAGAUUAACAAUAUAAUGCAUGAUUAUGCUAAUCUACCAAUCCAGAUGAAGAAUUUUGUGACCACUAUGCACUGUCGAGACUAUCCGCUGCUCAUAGAUCCUUUAGAUGUUUGUGAUGCUCAAGCAAAGAAAACGGCACCGUUAUUGCUCAUGGCCAUCAAAACUCAGACUGCAAACUUUGAUAACAGGGAAGCCAUACGAGAAACUUGGGGGCGUUCAGGAAGAUUAAAAACCAGAGGUGGACGGCAAAGGCUCGUUCGCAGGGUCUUCCUUCUGGGGAGGUCCAAAGACUUGCAAAUUGAAGAGAAAUUGCAUUUGGAGAGUGAAAAGUAUGGUGAUAUCAUCCAGUGGGACUUUAUGGACACCUUCUUCAACCUCUCCCUGAAGGAUGUGCUGUUCUGGGACUGGUUUGCAAGAUGCUGCCCACAUGCCCAUUUCAUUUUUAAGGGUGAUGAUGAUGUAUUUGUGAGGACACCUGCUGUCCUGGACUAUCUUCUAGCUGAAGCAGCAAACCAAAGCUUCUCAAAUGGAUCCAGGCAGGCAAAUAAAAUGGAGACGUUUGUUGUGGGGGACGUGAUAAGCAAUGCCGCACCUAUACGCUCUAAUGGAACGAAGUACUACAUCCCAGAGAGUUUCUAUAAAGGGCUGUACCCUUCAUACCCUGGUGGAGGAGGGAUGCUUUACUCUGGUUCUCUGGCACAUAGGCUUUUAGAGGUGUCACAGAGGGUUCAUCUGUUCCCCAUUGAUGACGUCUACCUGGGUAUGUGUCUUCAGAGACUGGGAGUUUACCCUGUCCACCACCCUGCCUUCCUCACCUUUGACUUCCCCAAAGAUGAGCCCAAGGAACCCUGUGCGAAUCACACCAUCCUGCUGGUGCACAAGCGAAGCCCAGCUGAGAUGUUCCAUCUUUGGACUGAAACGUCGACACCCAGCACUGAAUGCAGAAAUGCAACGCUGAGAGUCAAACCUAGGCCUGUCUGAGAGCCACAGACUCAUCUUUUUUUUAAAGCAAGCUCUCAUUCUUACUGAACACUUGAAAACUGAUGUUAUGCAUUGUGAGGUAUAUUGUAUAAUUUUUUGUUUGGAAUAUUUUUUACUUUUAUAUGUUGAUGCAAUAACUGCCUAGAAGUUUUAUAAACAGGGUUUCUGCAGGUUUUAUGAUGGUAAAUUUAAGACCUUAUUUUAAGACCAAGUAAAGAAAUUUAAGGAAUUAAUUGAAAUGAAUAACCAAGUCUAGGGAGUUGUAUUAGCGACAUAUGAACAUUUAAAAAUACAACUUUCAACUCUGCUCCCAAAAAGGUAUAAUAAGAGUAUAAUAGUCAUAACUUUUAUUGUACGUUUUUCAGUUUGCCGUUUUAAGUAUAAAUGUCUAAAAAUCGAAAUCUCAUCUAAAGUCUUGUUUUAGGCAUAAUCACAUUUAAAUUUGUUAGAUUUGUCAGAAAAAAAAGACAAUGUUUUGAUAUAUUUGCAUUGUUUAAAAAAAUUAAAUAAAGACAAACUGAGACAACAGUUUAUGAACUUUUUAAGGGCUUCAUUUGCAGAAGGGU
Carassius auratus (goldfish) is the source of this 2291-nucleotide messenger RNA. RefSeq names its product N-acetyllactosaminide beta-1,3-N-acetylglucosaminyltransferase 2-like. Gene Ontology annotation, biological process: poly-N-acetyllactosamine biosynthetic process; protein O-linked glycosylation. Bases 358 to 1725 code for a protein of 455 amino acids. Gene Ontology annotation, molecular function: hexosyltransferase activity; UDP-glycosyltransferase activity. Gene Ontology annotation, cellular component: Golgi membrane. Lineage: Eukaryota; Metazoa; Chordata; Actinopteri; Cypriniformes; Cyprinidae. The transcript has 2 exons. The record is from RefSeq and is a predicted model, not a curated record.